AUGGAUAAAUCUGGAUGGAUUAUAGAAAAAUCCCGCAAUUGGACCAGCGGAAAUUCUUAUGUAGAUGAAUUUAUUAAAUACACUCAAUUAACUGUCAAUAAGAAUAUAGGCUAUCUCGAAUGGAUUGAUUUUAACAAACUUUAUUUAGUAAAAAAUACUAAUAAACGAGGUGCUUUCGGCUCAAUAUAUACUGCCAUAUGGAUGAAAGGUCCAUGGUGGAGUUCGAAGCUUCCGAUUAGUGUUACAUUGGAACGUUUAGAUAAUUUUCAUAAUAUUACUCAAGAACAUAUAUAUCAUAUGGGAAAUGGAGAAGAAAGAAUAAUGUUGUAUUCAAAGAAUACAAAAGAGUAG
Molecule: messenger RNA, 351 nt
Organism: Rhizophagus irregularis DAOM 181602=DAOM 197198
Lineage: Eukaryota; Fungi; Glomeromycota; Glomeromycetes; Glomerales; Glomeraceae
Source: RefSeq, a predicted model, not a curated record